Messenger RNA from Adineta ricciae, 963 nucleotides. The record is from the annotation of a GenBank genome assembly. NCBI's taxonomy places the organism in Eukaryota, Metazoa, Rotifera, Eurotatoria, Adinetida, Adinetidae.
AUGGCAAACACGUCUUCAAUCAACUUCGUGCUAUUAAAUCAAGCGAUCAAUCGUUAUGUUCCCGUACCUUUAUUAUUCUUGGGUAUCAUCGGGAACAUCUUGAAUAUACUAAUUUUCGUCCGACAUAUCUUUCGCAAUAAUAUCUGUGCGAUAUUUUUUCUCAUGUCAACUGUUUUUGAUUCAUUUGUUAUUUUCGUCGGUCUUCUACCUCGUCUAUUAAACGGUUUUGGUGUCGAUCCAACACAAUAUUCGGGUAUUCUUUGUAAAUUACGAUUCUUCAUAACUUAUUAUGCAGGAUACACAGCUGCAUGGUUUAUUAGUUUAGCUUGUGUCGAACGGUACCUUCGUUCAUCGAGAAACAUACACAAACGAGAGAUGAUGUCAAAAAGUCGUGCUUAUAUCUCCAUACUCUGUGUUCUACUAUUUGGAAUUCUUGCAUUUGGCGAACAAUUCUAUUGUAUUGACAUCCACCAAAACUUAUUCGGUGCCCCGCAAUCAUGUUAUCAAUUAAAACAAAAUAUUUCCUGUCAAGUUGUGGAUAGUCUUAUGCAGUGCUUAUUCGAAAUUUUAGCACCAACGUUCAUGAUGAUUAUUUUUGGAUUAUUAACUGUACGAAAUAUUCGUCGCUCCCGUCAUCGUGUUCAUGUCGUACACAGCAAUGCUCCACCUCUUUCAACGAGAACGAAUCGACUAAUCCAAAAACGUGAUGUACAAUUAGUUCCGAUGUUACUCGUUCAAGUGACGGUGUUUGCGGUGUCUGCGUUUCCCAUUAGCAUUUAUAAAAUCUAUUGUAUUGUGACUAUUUACAACGCGAAAUCUGUUCUACAGAUGUCAAUUGAAAACACAAUUUUCAAUGUGUGUGUAUUGAGCCUAUUUUUAAACAACACUAUUACGUUUUAUCUCUACACCCUGAGUGGUCGAGUGUUUCGAAAAGAAUUAAUGAAGUUAUUACAUUUGUCAUAA